This is a messenger RNA of Equus caballus (horse), 5016 nucleotides long. It is a transcript of the gene TMEM168, whose product is annotated as transmembrane protein 168. The record is from RefSeq and is a predicted model, not a curated record. Lineage: Eukaryota; Metazoa; Chordata; Mammalia; Perissodactyla; Equidae.
CGAGAACAUGGCGGCCGCGGCCGGGCUGGUAACGGAGAAAGUUUGCAACGAGACUGGUCUGUGCUAGUGGGGCCGGCCUCGGGCCCUCGAGGGCUCGAGCCCCCUGGCGUGCCACCUCCUCGCUCCGAGUAGCAGGCUCAGCCCCAAAGGCCUUCCUUUUACUGUGUUGUUCCCAGAGCCGACUCCGAGGGUUGAGAGAGCUUUGGUGGUGACGGCCGAGUCAGAUCGCUAUAAACAAAAAUUCCACCAGACAAAAUGUUGAAAUAGAAGUUACAGAUACAUUGGAUUUGCUGGAUGAAACACAAGUGGUUAAUUUUUGUCAAGUGGGAAGAAAGCCCAAAUUGCCAGAGUACAUGUGUAAAUCACUGCGUUAUUGCUUUAGUCAUUGUCUCUACUUAGCAAUGACGAGACUGGAAGAAGUAAACAGAGAAGUGAACAUGCAUUCUUCAGUGCGUUAUCUUGGCUAUUUAGCCAGGUUCAAUUUACUGGUUGCUAUAUGCUUAGGUCUUUAUGUAAGAUGGGAAAAAACAGCAAAUUCCUUAAUUUUGGUAAUUUUUAUUCUUGGUCUUUUUGUUCUUGGAAUUGCCAGCAUACUCUAUUAUUAUUUUUCAAUGGAAGCGGCAAGUUUAAGUCUCUCCAAUCUUUGGUUUGGAUUCUUGCUUGGCCUCCUAUGUUUUCUUGAUAAUUCCUCCUUUAAAAGUGAUGUGAAAGAGGAAUCAACCAAAUAUUUGCUUCUAACUUCCAUAGUGUUAAGGAUAUUAUGCGCUUUGGUGGAGAGAAUUUCUGGUUACGUCUGUCAUCGACCCACUUUAUUAACCACAGUUGAAUUUCUGGAACUUGUUGGAUUUGCCAUUGCCAGCACAACUAUGUUGGUGGAGAAGUCUCUGAGUGUCAUUUUACUUGUUGUAGCUUUGGCCAUGCUGAUUAUUGACUUGAGAAUGAAGUCUUUCCUAGCUAUUCUAAACUUAGUUAUUUUUGCAGUCUUGUUAUUUUUCUCCUCAUUGGAAACUCCAAAAAAUCCAGUUGCUUUUGCAUGUUUUUUUAUUUGCCUGAUAACUGAUCCUUUCCUUGACAUUUAUUUUAGUGGACUUUCAGUGACUGAAAGGUGGAAACCCUUUUUGUACCGUGGAAGAAUUUGCAGAAGAUUUUCAGUUGUUUUCACUGGAAUGAUAGAGCUUACAUUUUUUAUUCUUUCAGCAUUUAAACUUAGAGAUACUCAUCUCUGGUAUUUUGUAAUACCAGGCUUUUCCAUUUUUGGAAUUUUCUGGAUGAUUUGCCAUAUUAUUUUUCUUUUAACUCUUUGGGGAUUCCAUACCAAAUUAAACGACUGCCAUAAAGUAUAUUUUACACACAGGGUAGAUAACAAUAGCCUUGAUAGAAUCAUGGCAUCCAAAGGAAUGCGUCAUUUUUGCUUAAUUUCAGAACAGUUAGUUUUUUUUAGUCUUCUUGCAACAGCAAUUUUGGGAGCAGUAUCCUGGCAGCCAACAAAUGGAAUCUUCUUGAGCAUGUUUCUCAUUGUUUUGCCAUUGGAAUCUAUGGCUCAUGGGCUCUUCCAUGAAUUGGGUAAUUGUUUAGGAGGAACAUCUGUUGGAUAUGCUAUUGUGAUUCCCACCAACUUUUGCAGUCCUGAUGGUCAGCCGACACUUCUUCCGCCAGAACAUGUACAAGAGUUAAAUUUGAGGUCUACGGGCAUGCUCAAUGCUAUCCAAAGAUUUUUUGCAUAUCAUAUGAUUGAGACCUAUGGAUGUGACUACUCCACAAGUGGACUGUCUUUUGAUACUCUACAUUCCAAACUGAAAGCUUUCCUUGAACUUCGGACUGUGGACGGACCUAGACAUGAUACAUAUGUUUUGUAUUACAGUGGGCACACGCAUGGUACAGGAGAGUGGGCUCUUGCAGGUGGAGACAUACUACGCCUUGACACACUUCUAGAGUGGUGGAGAGAAAAGAAUGGUUCCUUCUGUUCCCGACUUAUUAUUGUAUUAGAUAGUGAGAAUUCAACCCCUUGGGUGAAAGAAGUGAGAAAAAUCAGUGACCAGUAUAUUGCAGUACAAGGAGCAGAAAUGACAAAGACAGUAGACAUCGAAGAAGCUGACCCACCUCAGCUGGGGGACUUUACGAAAGACUGGGUAGAAUAUAACUGCAACUCCACUAAUAACAUCUGCUGGACUGAAAAGGGACGCACCGUCAAAGCAGUAUAUGGUGUGUCAAAACGGUGGAGUGAUUACACUCUGCACUUGCCAACGGGAAGCGACGUGGCCAAGCACUGGAUGUUACACUUUCCUCGUAUUACAUAUCCACUAGUGCAUUUGGCAAAUUGGUUGUGUGGUCUGAACCUUUUUUGGAUCUGCAAAACUUGUUUUAGGUGCUUGAAAAGAUUAAAAAUGAGUUGGUUUCUUCCUACUGUGCUGGACACAGGACAAGGCUUCAAACUUGUCAAAUCUUAAUUUGGAACCCAAAGUGGAAUAUUAUUGAGAGUUCAUACUACUAGUUAUCACUAACUUGCCAUUUUUUGUAUAUUUUUAUUUGUGAAAAGUUAUCUUGCUACUUCUGUAGCUGCUCUCACUUUGUCUUUUUUCAAGUAAUUAUGGUAUAUGUAAGGUGUUGGGAAUGAGCAUUAUUUUAUACUAAAAGUAUGUAGGGAGUCAUAAAUUCUGACUCUGUAAAUGCAUAAGAGAUGUUAAAAAUAACAAUGCACUUUGAGGAAUGUUUGCAUAUGCCUCUGAUUAGGAAGAAAACAUUUGUCUAUGCUCUGCAGUGGCCAAUGAAGAAUUACUAAUGCCUUAUUUUCUAGGCAUAGAUUAGAGAAUGUAGACCAGACAAUUUGUUUACUAUUACAAGAAGACUACCAGUUUGCUUACAGGAGAUUAUUUUUUGUGAACAGUAGGUUUGAGUCCAAGACCAUUUGAAGAAUUACAAACUCUUUCUUAAAAAAAGGAAGAAGUCUGCUUGAAAUGAAUGCAAAAUUUCCUUUUAGUCCAUCACAUUCAAAUGUCUUGGUUGUGACCUGUUACCAGUAUAGGAGAGAAGCCCAAAUCACUGUUUAGAUCAAAACAUUCUUCAUGUAGGUAACUAUAAGAGGCUAGUGCCUACAAAUUACUUCUUCAUGCAUUGUUGGGAGUCUCUGAAAGCACUGGCAAUUUUAAGAGUCUUUCUCAGGGUAACUUAAUGUUUUCUUAAUGAACAAUGUUUUCAGCUAAAAAGUCCUUCCAAGUAUAUUAUCUGCCCUUUCAAAAAGUAAUCUUAUAAAAGAACUUUAGCACUUUCUCAAUUGAUUUAGGCUAUUUUCAGUAUUCAGAAAUGAUUUUGAUCUCUGUAGAAUUAAUUGUCUGCUUGAAAAUUAUUUUUCAAAUCCCUUUUAGUGGCAACAUUUUUUUCUAUUGAAGGUCAAAGGAUUGGAAACUGGUUCUUGUAUCCAUGUAACGUGUUAUGUGAAAAAGUAUUCAUGUUGGCAAUUUUAGUUAAGCAUUAUGGUGUGGGUGUAAUUUUUAAAACUUAAUUCAGUGUCUCGUCUGAUUAAAGCAGGCACUGAUCAGUGUAUCUCCUAAGAGGUAGUUUACCUCCUAUUCCCUUCCAAUAAUCCUUACAUUCUAAAUUUUCAUCUGUGAGAAAUAACAAGAGGGAAUAGAUUUAAAUUGAGGGAUAAUCUAAUCUUUGUUGUUUAAAUGGUGUGACUUCUCACAUUGAAGCCAUUUUUCCGGCCUCAGAGAGGACGUAAUGCCUCUACCAUUUUCUACCUGGUGACUUGAAAAUUGAAGUUUUAGUUAGGAAGAAGUCACUUAGCGUCAGGGAACUUGUAUACCACUAUCUAUGCAGCGUUGUUAUAGUCUGAUUAUUUCUGUGUUUUGAAUAUGAUUUUCCUAAUGCUUUGAAUAAAAUUUUGUUAAAAAUUCAUUUCUCACAUAAUGUGCAAAUAACACUUAUUGAAUACUUUAGUAUAUUAAAAGUGAUAGUCACAAGAAAAUUCCCAUGUAUUAGAGUUUACGGUUGGUAGCAGGUUGAUUUGAAAAUUUCCAAUAUUUGGUUACAUAUUUAUAUCAAGAUCAUCCAAAUGAAAUUGUAUAGUGUUUCAUUACUAUUUAGAAAUAGUAUAGCAGAAAAGCUAAGUGUUAAAAGUAUGAGCUUAGAGCUGCAAGAAACAGUUGAAUUAAUUUUAAGUAAAAUCUCUUUUUAAAUUUCUAAGCCAAUAUCGAGCAUAUCUCUUUGCUCUGAAAAAGCCAAACAUAAAAGUAUAUUCUGCAUCCUUUAUAAAGUGAUAUUAUUAUGAUGGUACUGAAAGUCACAUUCAAAAGAUAGCAGACAGUUGUACAGCCACAAAGCUAAUGUUUUAAUACAUAUUUUCUGUGAAAGUACAACCAAACAAGAUCUGGGCUAAAAACGUGACUUGAGCCAAUUUAUUAACCAAAAAGUAUAAAAUGUCCACUUUUGGUGAAUUCUCCUACCCAAACAAACAAAAAACUAUAAAUGAUUGUUAGAUGGCAUCCUAAAUUAAAGUUACCAAUUUUAAAACAUUAAAGUAACUGAUAGUAUGGAGAAGGAGUAUUAUAAGAAGGAUAAAAUGAUUGGUUACUUUUACCUAAAGAUUAAAAACAGAUCUAACAAUCAGACUGAUUUUCUUAUGGCUUUCAUUUUAUAUAUCAAUGUUUAGGAAGGAGUUACUCGGAGUGAUAGGAAUUAUUUUAGGGCAAAACUUUAUCAUUCUACUAGAAAGAAAUAGAUAACAUGGAGAUAUUUUUCAACAUAUUAUUGACCGACUUUGUUUCCUUAUAUGAUACCUUGCUAAAACCACAAAAGCACUAUCCCCAUAAACAUCUUUUUAAAAAGUGUACACUGUUAUGUGAUAAAUUGAGGAACCAAGUUGUUUCUCUUCCCAUAACUUUUCAGUUAUGCUAUUAUUUCAUUCAAAAAUUGUUUUAGUUUACUCUGAUUAAACUCUUUCUCCCUAGGAUACUUGGAUUUAUCUUUGCAUAGCUUUCUAUCUUGUUCUUCUUAAUAAAUACAGAGUUCUACAGAAAA